CAUCGAAAAUCCAAUUCAAUUCUUUAACCAAAACUAAAACAGAGUUUCGAAAAGAUAUAGAAAAAAAAAAAUACAAAACGCAGAGAGGAAGAAAAUGGUUGAUAUGGAUUGGAAGACGAAGAUGGUAUCAUCGGAUUUACCAAGCAACUCACCUAAGCUUUCUUCAAAGCUCCACGUCACUAUUCCGUCUCCGUUCAAGGUCCCUGUCUCCUCCUCUCCCAUCUCCUGCUCCGCACCCGCCGCUUGCUCUGCCUACGAGCUCUACCUCCGCCUCCCGGAGCUUAGAAAGCUCUGGUCAUCUCGUGAUUUUCCUACCUGGACGCCUGAACCGAUUCUCAAACCGGCUCUCCAGGCCUUGGAGAUCACUUUCCGAUUGGUUUUAGCCGUUUGUUCCGACACCAGACCGUACAUCAACCACCGCGAAUGGAACCGACGGUUGGAUUCGCUUCUCACGAACCAGAUCCAGCUCGUGUCAGCGAUCUGCGAGGAGGAAGAGGAGGAAGAAGAAGAAGAAGGUGGAUCAGCUCCAGUCGGCGAUGGACGGAGCUCGCUUAGCCUGCUCCCGCAGCUAGCCACGUGGCGGAAAUCGGAGGCUAUUGGGAAGAAGGUCUUGUGUACGAUCGAUAACGAGAUGCGUCGGUGUAAGUACACGCUCGGUCUCGGGGAACAAAACAUCGCCGGUAAACCGAAUCUCCGGUACGACGCGAUUUGUCGACCGGAGGAGCUAUACCGGCUAAAGGAUAACCCAUUCGCGGAUCAUAUCGAUAACCAGGAGAAUCAAACGCUCUAUAUCCUUCACCAGAUCCUCGAGUCGUGGAUCCACGCAUCUGGGAAUCUCCUAAACCGAAUCGUCUCGAGUAUCGAGGAAGGAAGAUUCGGGAAAGCCUCCAACGAUGUGUUCAUACUCGAGAGGAUCUGGAAGCUUCUCGCGGAGAUCGAGGAUCUUCAUAUUCUAAUGGAUCCGGAGGAUUUUCUCAAAUUGAAGAAGCAGUUACAGAUCAAAUCGACGGGGAAAAACGACGCGUUUUGUUUCAGAUCUAAAGGAUUGGUGGAGAUGAUGAAGAUGUCCAAGGAUCUGAGACAGAAAGUGCCGGCGGUUCUGGAGGUUGAGGUUGAUCCCACCGGAGGACCGAGAUUGCAGGAGGCGGCGAUGAGGCUGUACGCGAGGAAAGGAGAUUGCGAUAAGAUACAUCUGCUUCAGGGGAUGCAGGCGGUUGAAGCGGCGGCGAAGAGUUUCUUCUUCGCGUAUAGGCAGCUUGUGGCGGCGAUGAUGGGAAGCGCGGAGACGAACGCGACGGCGAGUCAGGAGUCGUGUGACUCACUGAGUCAGAUAUUCAUGGAGCCGACGUAUUUCCCGAGUCUUGACGCGGCUAAGACGUUCCUAGGAGAGUUUUGGAGCCAUUUGGGAUGAAGAAACGAGGAACAAACAAUUUUUUUUUUUUUUUUUAAUUUUAAAUCCCGCUUGCUAUUUAUAUAAUUUGAUUAGAUGUAAUGUAAGUUACUGAAAAUUUUGGAACAUCAUAUUUGAAUACAAAUUCAUUUUUAUAUAA
Messenger RNA from Eutrema salsugineum, 1550 nucleotides. RefSeq names its product nematode resistance protein-like HSPRO2. NCBI's taxonomy places the organism in Eukaryota, Viridiplantae, Streptophyta, Magnoliopsida, Brassicales, Brassicaceae. The record is from RefSeq and is a predicted model, not a curated record. Bases 95 to 1411 code for a protein of 438 amino acids. Gene Ontology annotation, biological process: defense response. Gene Ontology annotation, molecular function: metal ion binding; heme binding. The transcript has a single exon.